AUGAGCAAGAUUUCUUGCAAAUUGAUACUCGUAGGUGCAAAGAGUUGUGAGGGAAGUGAUGGCUUUUUAUCAAACUCAAUUUCACGAGACAGGUUCAUUAUAGAUAACUGCAAAACAAUAUUCUUUGCUGGACAUGAAACUACUGCAAUUACAGCAUCUUGGUGCUUAAUGUUGUUAGCUACAUACCAAGAUUGGCAAGAUCGUGCUCGUGCAGAGGUGCUUGAAGUUUGCGAAAAUGGUAAUAUAGACGCCAGUAUACUUAAAAGCAUGAAAACGUUAACGAUGGUGAUUCAAGACAUUGAGGCUUUAUUCUCCAGCAGUAUUUGUUACCAUAACAGCUUUCCAAGAUGUCAAUAUAAAAGGUAUCAAAGUUCCGAAAAAGAAAUGAAUAUGCAGAUUCCGAUCUCAAUGUUGCUACAUGACAUUGAUAUAUGGGGGCCUGAUGCGCACGAGUUCAAUCCAGAAAGAUUUGCGACUGGCGUGCUUGGAUCCUGCAAAAUUCCACAAGCUUAUAUGCCAUUUGGAAUCGGUGCCCGCGUCUGUCCUGGACAGCAUUUGGCCAUGAUAGAAUUGAAGGUGCUUUUGUCUCUCAUUCUGUCUAAGUUUCGGUUCUCUCUUUCAUCAAGUUACUGGCAUUUGCCGGCCUUUCGGUUGGUUAUAGAACCUGGUCAGGGAGUUGUUCUCAACAUGACAAAAAUUUAA
Messenger RNA from Lathyrus sativus (Indian pea), 702 nucleotides. The record is from the annotation of a GenBank genome assembly. Lineage: Eukaryota; Viridiplantae; Streptophyta; Magnoliopsida; Fabales; Fabaceae.